Molecule: messenger RNA, 1655 nt
Organism: Salmo salar (Atlantic salmon)
Lineage: Eukaryota; Metazoa; Chordata; Actinopteri; Salmoniformes; Salmonidae
Biological process (GO): regulation of gene expression
Cellular component (GO): nucleus
Source: RefSeq, a predicted model, not a curated record
GUGACGUAUAAUCUAGUGGACGGGACGUUUCUUCAACAACAACAGCUAGUCAGACACCUCACUACCUUUAUAGACAAAAAUCGUUGUAUAGUUGCAUCUGUGUUUUAAAAAUACGUAUGUCUAAUAGCUAGCUAGUUUCCCCAUUUCAUUUCAUAUAUACGUUGUUAGUUAGCUGGCUUGAUAAAUUAGCCUAUUACUAGGCUAACGAACGCCAGCUAGCUAGCUAACAUCUCCGACCAUGAGCUCACUAAGCUACUCUCCUCCUGCUAAAGAAGAGGAGGCCUGCUGGACGGAGAAAGAGACUCUCGUUAAAGAGGAUGAGGAGGCUGUUACAAUACAACAACAAGUAGAGGGUGAGGCUGUUACAGUGAAAGAAGAAGAGAAAGAUGUUUCAGUGAAAGAAGAGGAAGACGCGUUCAGAGUGAAAGAGGAGGGGGAGGAGGAGGCUGUUACAAUACAACAACAAGUAGAGGGUGAGGCUGUUACAGUGAAAGAAGAAGAGAAAGACGUUUCAGUGAAAGAAGAGGAAGACGCGUUCAGAGUGAAAGAGGAGGAGGAAGUUACAGUUAAAGAAGAGGAGGAAGAGACUGAGGAUGAUGCAGUUUUUAGAGUGAAAGAGGAGGAGGGGGAGAUGACUGUCACAUUGAAAGAGGAGGCGGAGACAGGAGAUCUGAUUAAGACCAGAGAGAGACCAGACUCUCCCUCUGAAAGCAGGAAGAGUCCUUCAGGGGAACCAGACCCAGAGACGCCCAAACCAGCCAAACGACAUCACUGCUCCUACUGCGGAAGGAGUUUUACUAAGUUACGAAACCUAAAAGAGCAUGAGAGGACACACACAGGAGAAAAGCCUUUCCAAUGUUCCCAGUGUGGAAACAGCUUUAGUCAGUUAGGGAGCCUGAAAAUACAUAAGAGAAUACACUCUGGAGAGAAGCCUUAUCACUGCUCCCACUGUGGAAUGACUUUUACCUGUUUAGGGAGCCAGAAGUCACAUGAGAGAAUACACACAGGAGAAAAGCCCUACGACUGUUCCCACUGUGGAAAGAGUUUUAGGUGGUUAGAAGGCCUGACAAAGCAUGAGAGGACGCACACAGGAGAAAAGCCCUACCAAUGCUCCCACUGUGGAAAGAGUUUUACUCAGUUAGGGAACCUGAAAUCACAUCAGAGGGUACAUACACAGGAGGAGAAGACAUACCACUGCUCUCAUUGUGGAAAGACAUUUUCCCAGUCAGAGGACCUGAAAUCACAUGAGAGAAUAGAGAGGCUGUGUUCUGACUUAUGUUUUUGACUGAGAAUGUGUGUUUUUGUUCUUGCCAAAUGAAAUCAUAUUGUUUAUAUGAAAUCAUAAAAAACAUAGGUUUACUUUUGUGGAUGUUUUUUCAUCUGGAGACAUGAUCAUGUCUAAAAUCAGAAUCAAAUCAAUGUUUACCUUACUGUGAAAUGCUUACUUACAGGCCCUAACCAACAGUGCGAUUUUAAGUAAAAAAUAGGUUAGUCAGGCUGAUUGAGGUAGUAUGUACAUGUAGAUAUGGUUAAAGUGACUAUGCAUAUAUGAUGAACAGAGAGUAGCAGUAGCGUAAAAGAGGGGUUGGUGGGUGGCGGGACACAAUGCAGAUAGUCCGGGUAGCCAAUGUGCGGGGGCACCGGUUAGUCGGGCU